Molecule: messenger RNA, 9295 nt
Organism: Amoebophrya sp. A120
Lineage: Eukaryota; Dinophyceae; Syndiniales; Amoebophryaceae
Source: the annotation of a GenBank genome assembly
UGUAAAUUUCGCACGCCUCUAGGGAAACGGAAAGAGAAAGAGUCAAUGAUUUAGACGAUACUCUCCUGCCUAGACAAAUGGCCGAAAACUUUACUCGCGUAUUUUCGUUUCAUAUCUCAAUUAAAGUUUCUUGUUGCAACUACUAGUGAUAGUAUAGAAACCUCCUAGUGUUGCAGCUUUUACUCUUGCAAGUAAAAGUCAUUCAAGUAGGAUUAGAAUCUCUAUAAUUUUGCUCCGCAGCCCGAAAAUUCUAAGGGCUAAGGUUUACCUCUCAUUGCAUUCAGUUUCCAUACAUGAUUCAAAUUUGAGUUCUUGAGCAUCUGUUUGAAAAGUAUAAUAGGUGGCACAAGCAAAUAAGGGUGCGCUAAGUUAGGAUCUGGAACCACACAAGUCAAACCAAGAAGAAUAGAGUAAACCUUUGUAGAAGCUAAGUAGCGACAACAAGCGUCAAUAAAGUACAAGUGCCAAAAAAAGUUGUUGCACGAACCCACCAUCAACGGAAGAAGUGCCGGAAGUCUUUCCAGAACAAAGCUAAAGCACCGGCUCGGGAAACGCGAGCAGGAAAAAAAGUAUCUACUGCAGCGAGUGCGAGCAGCACCGAAAUAAAUGCCCCUUUUAUCCAGAAAGCACCACCUCUUGACGAAUUUCUAUUUUCCACCACCAAUUUUUAAUCACAAGUAAAGCCAGCUCCAGUGCCCAGCAUGGAGGACUUCGACGGCGGCGAAGAUAUCGAGUCUGAGAUCGACGAGGUCGAAGUCGAUGACCAGGACUUGGAUGCGGACCAGGAUUUAGAUGGCGACGACCAGGGCGAAAAAGACUUGGGCGCCGCGACCUCGGUCGUGUCGUGGUCGCAGCUUGUUGGGGAGUAUUCGAAGGAGCUGAACAACGGCCAGGGUGGCUAUCGAAACCUGGCGAAAGGGGCGCGCGCGCUGCUCGAAGAGUAUCACACCCACUGCCAGCACCGAACGCUGAACUUGAUCCUCGAGCUAGGCGGUACGGGCUUGCACUUUAUCUCCGCGGAAUCCCUCAUAUUGGAUGUACUGCUGCACAAGGACAAGGAGGUAGGACUUCUAGGAGUCUUUUUGUUUUUCUCUGCUAAACAACCCCCUGAAUUGAAUACGAAUAGUUUCAGUUUGUGUUUGUACUCCAGAUGAAACAAGAACUCAGUCUAACUUGAUGUUUCCCAUUCGUAGUUCUUGUAGGUCCUUUUCGCAUGAUUUUUUAAUAUCGAUAAAACUCUCCAUCAACAGGGUACCAGUGCGGACAAUGUGGGUUUUUCGAAGUUUGCGCAGAUGCCGCAGACACUCCCGGCCAUUCACGCACUCGAGAAGGUGCUCGGGCACAUUCGCGACGCGGGGGGGCGCACGAUGCGGCUGAUUUUCUUCGACUGCUACGAGCAAAUCUUCCACAAGCUCGCCGGCUCCGGCUCCGCGGAGUCGUUCUGGCUGUUGCGACAGGCGUUCUUCCUGCACUGCAUGAACCACAGCAAGCUCGACGUGGCGCGGUUCAAGUCCUGGUAUGACCAGGAUUUCAUUACCCACGUAAAGGAGUGGCGGCCGUCGUUUUUCCUCCUCUCCGACGAGUUUCUCACCGACGCCUUGGCCCGGGAAGAGGAGGAAGAGGAAGACUCGGAGGAAGAGGAGCUGAAAAAGGGAAACGAGCCGGAGAUCGAUGACAAGUUUGUCCAGCAGUACUGGGAACCGGUGCUGAAAUCCUUGACGAUUCAGUGCUUGCGGCACAAGCUCCCGGUCGCGCAUCUCCACGGGCUGGAACACAAGGGCCACCGGAUCAUGUGCUUCACGCUCGGUUUGGAGAACAACUGCCGCUUACUGGCGGACUACAUGGCAAGGAUUUACGACAAGGAUUACGACACUCACAACGAAAACAGGCAAGCGUCUGCGCUCGGCGCAAAGACCAUGUCGGCGUCCAGCCCCAUGGAGGUGGAGGACGUCGAUGAGGUGAGCAGCAGCAGCGCGCUGGCCGAAAAGACGUUGUCCGGCACCAGCAUUCUGGGGCCCAGCAGCCCGUUGCUGUUAGAAAACGUCCCGAAGUGUAGUUUACUGUACCCGGUAGAACACGAGGACGUCCAGGAAAGCGGUGAGAAGGUGGCGACCAUCGUUUCGUGCAUGAAGCAGCUGAGUAUUCCGUUUUCCACCGCCGUGUUGCUGAACUGGAUUCAGGAAUACGUACAGAACGAGGACUAUGCGCCGGAGGGAGAGUUCAUGACGAGCUUGCUGUUUAUCUUCAAGUCGUUCGUCUUGACAAACCUGUUCAAGGACGAACUUCCCCUGCUCCAACGGUGUUUCACCUCCUGGGAGCCGGAUGAGGACGGCGAGGGGUUCCUGGACGACACACUGGAGACGAUCGUGGGUAAAUUCCAGGAAUACAGUGCGGGGGUGAUGCAGAGCUUUGUGCAAGUGAACAGCGGUUGCGACACGUUUGAGACGGACUCGGGCAUCAUGCAGGGCGUGAACAUCGAGAAGCAGUGUGACUUUCAGGACUUCGUCGAUGUACGCUUGUUGAGACAUGUUGCGGGGUUCCUUUUGCAGCAGAAGGCAAGCGAAGUGGACGUGAAAGUGUUCGACAUUGCGAAGGAUCUGAAGAAGAAGCUGCAGGACAUGUGGGAAAACUACGUUGUUGCAUCUGGCGCCUGCCCUGCGAACUGCAAAGCUUUUUGGCCCAUUGCUGUCGAUUUGGAAGAAUUUUCGGAGGCACCGCCAGAACUUCCCGCAGCACCAGGGAUGCGAUCCAUGCCCGAGAUUGCUGAAAUCAAAAGUGACUUGCUGCAAGAGGUACUAGUGCUAAAUAUUACAUUUUUUAUUUUUGCUCACUUGAAAAAUGACGACCACGACCUGUGUCGAAAAUAUAUAUCGAACUCCUUUGAACUGCCUCUCCGGUUUGCGUUGGCGUGUGCCCAUCGCAGACAACAUCAACAUUGUGUCUUCACUAUAUUACGUCAUCUCUCUAGGUUGUCUUCAGCAAAAGGGAGCUAAAGACCAUGGAUCCCAACGCCCCGAAAGACCUGGAUGAUGAGCCGAAACUGUUCGACGGGAGCGGGUGGAAGGUUGGCACCGCGGUCUCGUCCGUCGGCUUCGAGGAACACAUGGAGGAAAACCGAGGGCAGAAGAAGGAGCGCGAGAGGAAGGCGGCGAUCAUCAAAAAGAAAGGGUUCCUGUCCAAGGCCGACCUGGAAUUCUUCGCAAAGGGCGCCGCGCGAUCACGGCAACUGGCGGUGCGGGCGAUUUCGAACUAUGCUAAUUCGCUGACCGGAUCGAAGGGACUACACAAGCCCAUUCUAGUCAAGGACGAGAAAAUGUUGCAGGACGAGAAAAAACUAGCAGCCGCGCAAGAUAACAAAAGCAAAAAGCACAUGGUACAGACCAGUGGCUGUUGCAAUUUCUAUUUCUAUAAUUUCUACGUAUUUCUAAUAUAUCUCUACGACCCCACAUUGAUAUUAUUGAAAUCAAAUUGAUUACUGUACCAUUAUUCCGCAGAUUGACCUCGCCUAUCAAUGUUGCGCUUUCGCAACUGGUUCGUUAUAACGAAGUGGCACCAAUAAAAUAGAAGUUGAUCCGCGCUCACAAUCCAUUCCUGAGGGUCGUGUCUGCAUGUGGUGGUCAUUCCAGCUUACAAUUUGCUCCACUCACAACUAUCUACAGGAACUUCUCAAGAAAAACGAGGAGAAAGCGAUAGCGGAAGCCAAGAAGAAGGACGAGGAGCGUCUUGUCCAGUGGGAAAGGGACGCAGAGGGCUUGAACCCGAGCAGCACGGGCGUCACCGCGUUUCUCAAAGUACAGCAGCUCCUUCUGGAGAUGGCGGCCGGGUACCCGCGGUACUCCGUGGUGGACGACUUUACCGGCUUCAAAGACGGGAUUUCCAAGUUCUUCCAGACGAAAGAGGCCCGAACGAAGAUUGCUGUCAAAAUGCUGGGGCACAUCCGCAAGUUUUUGAAGAAGGUCAACUUGAAUACCGAAUUGAAGUCUGGGGAUGUGCUCACGCGUGCCGGAAGCAGUGCCAACGCGUUGUACAAGGCGGGAUCAGCAGCAUCAUCAGCAGGGAGUUUGGACAAAACGCUCUCUGUCGCUGGAACGCUAAACACGUUCAUGGUAAGUACUAGUACAUGCUUUUUUAGAUGCAUAGAAUAAUAUGGACGAAAGUUUGUUGCUUCAUCGGUGUAGACAUCAUGAAUCCACAUAAUGCAGUGCCCGCCUUAUAUGUAGCGCUACUUGCAGCUUAUGCUGAACAAAAGAAUGAAGAUGAACCUUAUGAAGAUGAAUAUCCAAAAAGGAACUCUGGUUGUAUCAUUUCCAACAGACUCAAGACCUGGGCGAGAAUCAGCAAGGGGUGAGCCCGCGCAUGGCGCAGUUUGUCUGCUACAUCUUCAACUUCUGCCACACCGUGUUCAAGGAGUACGGGCAGGACCUUGAGGGGAAGGGAAUUCGGCUCCUCCAAGAGGUUCUCAUCGCGCUGGGCUUCCCCGAGUCUGCGACCAAAGUUUUUCGGCAGUGGGCCGAGAUGCAAGCAGGCGACGAAAGCAGCCCCAAUGACUCGGUGGAUCCAAAAAAGGAUGCAAAAGACGACAAGAAGAGCAAGAAGGAGGACAAAUUGCGGAAGACGAAAUCCGAAAUGCCGAAGCAGAAACUGACCAAGAAGGAGCUUAGUGUCGGCGGCAAAAGCAACAAGGAGGACAACAUUGCCGACCUGAAGAAAACCAAGUCGUCGCUGUCCGUCACCUCGCGGCGGUCUGACAAGCUCGAUGACUACUACGUCGACCCACGCCAGAUCACGUCGGACGCGAUCUCGGGCAAGGACCAAAUCACCCCCUAUGAGGGCCCGACGCUGAUGGGCGGCGAGCAGGCGUUCCAGCUGUCCUUUAAUGGCAGGUACAUGGAGCGCAAAGUGGGUACCAGGAAAGACGAGCGGGUGUUGUUCAAGCCGGAUGACUGGCAGAGCGAUUUGCUAACGGUGGUCGACAACAAUCAGUCCGCCCUGGUGGUGGCGCCUACCGCGAGUGGAAAAACGUUCAUCUGUUACUACACGAUGGAAAAGGUCUUGUCCACGGACCACGAAGGCAUCGCGGUUUACGUCGCUCCGAGUAAAGCGUUGGUGAAUCAGGUAAGUCUUCAUCUUGAUGUGCGGGAUAAUUCAACUGCUUCGCUUUUGCUCACGCGUUACUGUUGUGGCUCAUCAACAGGCCAACACAAAUUACUCAACGUCAAGAAUCUUCAGCGAGGCUAAUAAAUAUGUUGCACACGACACUGACACUUCACUUCCUAUUCCUCCCGAUCUCACGCACAGGUCUCUGCCGAGAUUUUCGCCCGAUUUUCGUCGAAAAACUACCCACCUAAUGCAAAAAACGAGCUGUUGGGCGUCUUCUUGCGUGAGAUGAACAGUGCUGGCGGUGUAGCAGAGCAAGGAAAGUGGGUGAAUACGCAAGUGCUGGUUACCAUUCCGCACAUCCUGGAGACCAUCCUGCUCAGUCCAGAAAAACACGAAUGGGUGAGAAGCAUUCUUCAGUUUUUUUCUUGCAAGUAGAAAUUAGUUGCAUCCUUCCAAAGCUAUGUACCUCUCAUAAAAUUAAAAACCACUUGCAGUUGCUUUGUUUUUUGGCAACGCAAGGGAGAUGAUGAAGGAGGUCAGUGAUCAAUUAUCCCAGGUCAAGCGCUUGCGAUACAUUGUCUUCGAUGAAGUUCAUUGUAUCGGUGAGUCUGAGGGCGGUGCCCAAUGGGAGCGGACGAUGCAGCUGAUUCCUUGUCCGUUUAUCGCACUGUCCGCCACCGUGGCCAAUCCGGAAAAUUUCCACAACUGGCUCUCGCUGUUGCAGGAGAAAAAGUUCCCGCACAAUCCGAAAGUGCACCUGAUUAAGCACACCGAGCGAUGGAAUGACUUGUACAAGUUUGCCUUCAUAGACGGAAGUCUGUACCCGCUCCACCCCUUCGCCUGCUUGAACGAGAGGACAGUCAGGACGCAGGGCGUCAUUGCCGAUUUCUCCAUGACACCCUCGGAAACAUCAACAUUGGUGCGGACGUUCACCGACCUGUUUUCGGGGGACAAGGACCCCGCCAUUCAGGCGGCGAUUAAGAAGUUGAACCCGCGGGACUUCUUCCUGACCAACCGAAUCAUCACGAAAACGGACUUUAGAAAGUACGAAAAGCUCGUGUUGCAAACGUUGCUCGGCGGCACUGGCGCUCCGGAAACUUCCAGCGACCCGUUGGUCAGAACAAACACCCUGAUGACGGGGUCGGAGACCAUCACCAGCCCAGCGAAUAGCUCCAAGGACAACUCGCCAACAACGAUCCCAGAGGACGAAGAAGUGGAGGAGAAUCUGGAUGCCGGACAAAGAAAAAUGGCCGUCAUGGCGCAGAAGUUCGAGGCGGCGUCUAUGAAUUCCGGAGACGAGGGCUCAAUAAAGGAGGGCAAGAAGAUGCUGCUCGACAAGGACAAAUUCAACAUGUUGCUUACCGCUCUUCGAGUGCUCCCCAGGAAGAACCUCCCGGGGUUGCAGAACAAUUUACCCAAGCUCGCCUUCAGCAACAUGUCGACGCCCGGAGUGACCUCGAACACCCAGACCCCGGCGGACACAGCGACUCCCUCCGACAACAACGAACUACAGAAAGCGACCAGUGUGAUCGCGGGGAAAACGCAGUCCGUACCGCUUGGUGGUGGGCCCGUAACCGAGGUGGUGCAGACCCAGCUGGAAAAGAGCAUGAGCAAGACUCCCGGCGGUGGCAGCGCAGGCGGGUUCUUCCCACAUUUGCAGUCCAGCACGGUGGAUGUUUCCAAGAUGGAGCUGCAAAAAACCGCAUCGGGGGCAAAGAUGUACCAGUUUUUGAGGGAGCUCGACCGGACCGAAAACUUGCCAACCAUCAUUUUCAACUUCAACCGCGUAGACCUGAAAAAGAUGAUGUCUGGGCUCUGCAAGCACAUGCAGGACAUGCAGUACGAGAAGUACCUCGGCACCGAGGACGCGCGCGCCGCGACGAAGCAGGAGAACGCGAAGCGUGAGGCCGAGUUCAACCGGAAGUUGAAGCUGUACGAGGCGCAGCUGAAGCUGAAAGCGAACGAUGAGGACUUCGACGAGACGACCCUCGAGGAACCGGUGAAGUUGCCCAACGUGGAGGAUGAGCUCGACCGCGAAUUCUCCUUCCACAGCGAGAAAGCGUACGGGCAGUGGAAGGACAGUAUCGACGAGGAGUUUAAAAUGCUCCGGCUGAACAAGCGCAUGGACAGGAUGCUGAUCGCAGCGCUGGAGCGCGGUAUCGGCAUGCACAACGAGUCCAUGCCCACGAAGUACAGGCAGUUAGUGGAGGUUCUCUUCCGUCGAGGCUUUUUGAAAGUCGUGUUCGCCACCGGCACACUCGCGCUCGGAAUCAACAUGCCGUGCCGCUCGGUGGUGUUCACCGGUAACGACGUGGAGCUGAACGGUUUAAUGUUCCGGCAGAUGGCUGGGCGCGGGGGUCGUCGUGGCUUCGACCUUCUCGGGAACGUGAUCUUUUUCGGCGUUCCCUUUGAAAAAAUCGCACAGCUGGUAGCGGCGGAUCUGCCCACGUUGUCCGGAGAAAUGAACUUGUCCCCGACUACGUUGCUCCGGGUUCUGGUCCGGGAGCAGGGCCUGCAGGAGGUGAAGGAAAGCGGAAAGGUUGAGCUGAAUGAAAUGAUACACAAGAAAUGCCUGCAGCCAUUGUUUGAGUGUCCGUUCUUCCAGGCCUCCAUCUCCAGCGAAACGCUCGGAACGCAGUUGGCCUUGCACGCAAAAUACUCGCUCGAGUUCUUGCACAAAGAAGGUACACGCUUGAACACUUCGAAUUUUGUUUGUUGUAGUUGAUGAAGAUGCACCUAUAUUGAUAUUUCAUCAAUUUUUCAUUUAGACGACGCUCUUGUUGUCUGUCUCUGUUGGUUCUUGACGUCACAGACGCUAAGCUGCAGAAUCAGUCACCAAAUCAUCAUCUUCAGGUCUGAUUACACCGGACGGAGUGCCCUUUGGCCUCGCCGGCCUCGUAGCCUUUUCUUUCGAGUGUGAGCCGGCAAACCUGGUGCUGAAUCGUUUGCUGCGGUCUAAUGCGCUACAUGCUUACUUGAAGAACGCAAAAAAGUCGGAGGUAAAGGACGACCGAAAUACCUGGGUGUCCACGAAGCUGUGCGCUGUGCUCGCUCAGUUCUUCUUGCCAAAGAGGAACGCCGCGAGCAUUGAGCAGGGCAUGAUGAAGCGAACGCAAACAAUGUCUUCAAGAAUCACAAGAAGAAAGCAUUUGCCCAGCCCAGACUGCCCGUCAUUACCACCACUACCAGAAAGCAUCAGAAAGGAGAUCCUCAUUUACAAUGAAGACAUCUCGCACACCUACAUGAACUACAUCUGGUCCACCUGCGCAACGAAAAAGUAUGAAACCCAGCCGGGGGACUUCACACUGCCGAUGACAGGAGUCAAGUGCUUGUCCGAAUACAAACCGGAAUUCACAAAGGUACAGAAAAUCUUAAUGAUCGACUUAAAGGUGCAAAGACCACGACUGUCGGAAAAAAGUUAAUAAGUAUCUAGUAAGAUUAAUAAGAAAUUAUCAGGGGAACGACAACGAGGUUGGUCGACACUUUGAUUUUCCGAAAUUUCUCCUAAUCUAUCAGAAUAGUAGAAUGCGAAAGAAAAAUAUUUUUUACAUACUUAUCAGGGCCUGAUGAAUCCGAAAUCCACGUUUAGUCAGUGGCUCAAGCAGAGUCAGAGCAAGUUUAAAGCACGGAGCAUAUUCAGUGCCAUGACGGGGCUUGGAGACCACUUUGAGAAUUACCGGGACGCAAUCGUGAACACGCGAAGCUCUGUCGCAAAGGUCGACAUGAACUCGAUACCAGUAAUCGACUUGGAACACAGCAGAAAUUCGUAUACAGAUUUGUUUUUCGAUUUCGACGUAUGAACUGUGCAUUUUCCCAUGUCCACCACCAAGAAACUUCUAUUGCAUGCAUUACUUUUGUUGAUGUUGAAACUACAGAGCACAUGAUGAUCAAAGUUUUAGUUAUUUUUGACUGCUUUCCCACAUACAACCUCAACGAAUUUGCAUCCAGGUACUUGCUGGACUUUCUGGCUCACGGUCAGCUCCGCUUGCUUACAACCGACAAUGGCUUGAAUCAAACAGAAGCGUACGCAAGUUUGUCUUCGUUUCUGAUGGCACUGCUGAUGAUCGAUCACGCCAUCGGGCAAAUGGCUCCGCCGCUGAAAAAGUCCACCACUGGGAGUCUGACGGGCGACAUUGUGGUGCUCAGCCUGAAGGACCUUAUCGCAGACUUGAAAGCGCGGCUGUCAAAGGCAUAA